Poecilia reticulata (guppy) is the source of this 6082-nucleotide messenger RNA. The record is from RefSeq and is a predicted model, not a curated record. Lineage: Eukaryota; Metazoa; Chordata; Actinopteri; Cyprinodontiformes; Poeciliidae.
GCUCCUCUUACGGCACAUUCUCAUAAACACACACAUGCGCACACUUACUCGUACAAGUGCUCUCCAAACGGCACACUCUCACUUCAGCUUUUGCACAGGAUGUUAUGAAAUCGGCACUCUUGCUGAAACUUGGUGAAGGUCGCUGGGUGUCCUCUCUUGCAUCCACCCACCCACUCUUCACCUGACACACACACACACACACACACGCACACAUUGCUGUGCAGACAGCUGAAGCACGCUCAGCUCAGUCCCUGUCCUCUCCCUUCUCGUGUGAGGAGCCUGCCGGUGGAUCGGAGCGAAGAGGCCCCACUGGCCGGCGUCGAUUCCUUCUCGCAGCCCAGACGUUUUCUCAGACGGGGAGGGAUACCGAUGGCCGUGACCGACAUUCCAGAGGACGACCUGGAUGAGAUGAUGCGUGAAGAAGCGGAGGAUGUCUUCUAUGAAGACGGAGUGUCUUCGCGCGUCCCGGAGAUCAUGGCGGCCGGCACCCACUCCCCUGGAGGGCCCAACGGGAUCAUACGGAGCCAGUCGUUCGCUGGAUUCAGCACGUUGCAGGAGCGGCGCUCUCGCUGUAACUCGUUCAUUGGGAACUCCGCGGUGCCGAAGAAGCCUCAGUCGAAGCCCAAGAAGCCCCACCUAUCUGGCCAUAAAGGCGGCAGCAGCUCCAGGGAGCCACAGCCCAAACGACUGGAGGAGGUCUACACGGCUCUCAAACAAGGCUUGGAUGAAUACCUUGAAGUUCAUCAGACGGAGCUGGAUAAACUCACAUCUCUGAUGAAAGACAUGAAGAGGAACUCUCGCCUGGGAGUGCUGUAUGAUCUCGACAAGCAAAUCAAAAGCAUUGAGAGGUACAUGAGGCGCCUCGAGUUUCACAUCAGCAAGGUGGAUGAGCUGUACGAAGCUUUCUGUAUCCAGAGCCGCCUGAGGGACGGUGCCAUCAGGAUGAAGCAGGCCUUCUCCUCCUCUCCCUCCACCAAAGGCACCAAAGAGAGCAUUGCAGAGGUCAACCGCCGGUACAAGGAGUACACCGAGAACAUGAGUGCUUUUGAGAGCGAACUGGAGAAUCUGCUUGGGGAGUUUCACAUCAAAAUGAAAGGAUUGGCAGGCUUUGCUAGGCUCUGUCCUGGAGACCAAUAUGAGAUUUUCAUGCGGUACGGUCGGCAGCGCUGGAAGCUGAAGGGGAGAAUCGAAGUGAACUCCAGGCAAAGCUGGGACGGAGACGAGAUGGUCUUCAUGCCCCUCAUCUCCGAUCUCAUCAACAUCAAGGUGACCGAGCUGAAGGGUUUGGCCACUCAUAUGCUGGUGGGCAGUGUCAUCUGUGAGACCAAGGAGCUGUUCACAGCCAUGCCCCAGGUGGUGGCUGUGGAUGUCAACGACCUGGGAACAAUCAAGCUCAACCUGGAGGUGACGUGGUACCCCUUCGAUGUCGAAGACCUGACUCUAUCAUCGAGCAACUUGAGCAAAGCUGCAGCCCUCCAGAGACGAGUAUCGGUCUACAGCCAGGGUACUCCGGAGACCCCCACCUUCCAGGACAGCUCCUUCUUUUCCACUUUACCGGACGACGUCUUUGAGAAUGGCGGCUGCGGUGUGGCCGAGUGCAAACGUCUGUCCUUCACCUUCUCUGACACGUCGGGGUCUUCGGCCAGCCCCGCCCAGAGCUCCUUCUCCCAGAGCCAGUCCAACCCCGAGAUCACCGUCACUCCUCCAGACACAGAUUCGUUACCCACCCCCAUCCUGCAGACCAGGGAGGACUCCAUUGCAGAGGAACAUCUAGAGGAGGAAGAGGAAGAUGAGGAGGAGGAAGUGUACGAGGAGGACGGGGAAACGGGAAGCAGAGGGAGCAGGAACAGUGCCAGCCUUGCCAGCGACGAAGCCGACGUCGCCGACUCGGAGUGGGAGCGCACCGAGUCCCAGCGCAACUCCAUCUCCAACUGCGGCUCGGCCGCGCCGUCGCUGUGCUCUGACGGACUCCUGUCCACCGUGGCGCCCGAGGACGUCUUCCUGGACCACGCCGACGAACUGAAGCCGGUGGAGCUGGACACUGAGGAGCCGGGCAACCUGACCAGGCAGCUUGUGAAGAGGCUGACGUCGUCAGAAAUCAUCUCACCUGCCGGGAGCUCGGCUGAAGCCGGGGGCAGCCUGGGCUGGGCGGGGGAGGGGAGCAGGGCUUUCCUGGAGAGCAGCCUGGAGGAAGCCAUCCACAGCCUGUUGACCAAGCUGGAGUCGCUGACCCAUCGCUGCAGGGAGCUGCAAGACCUGGAGCAGGAAGUGAUGCGCCUGGAGGACCUGCUCAAGUGUCGCCUGCCGGGUCACAGAAGCCGGUCGUCCAGCCUCAGCCUGACGGUGGAGAGCGCCCUGGAGAGCUUCGACUUCCUCAACACGUCUGACUUUGAUGACGACGACACCGGAGACGACAACACGGGCAUCUGCAGUCUCCCACAGAAAUCUCCACCUUUAGAUGCAGACCCAGAAAGGAUUGAGAGCCAGCAUCCGGAGGCCAGAGGUCACCUGAGUGAAGCCCUGACAGAAGACACCGGGGUUGGAAACAGCGUGGCAGGAAGUCCGAUGCCGCUCACCACUGGAAAUGAAAACCUGGAUGUAGCCAUCGUCAUCCACCUGCAGUACUGCAUUCACCUCAUCCAGAUGCUGACCAGCGGGAUGGGUGUGUGGCAGCGACGCGGUGUUCUCCUCAAACUGUCGGGACAGACGCAGCUGCUGGAGGAGCUGGCAGAGAUCAGCGUUGACAGGCUCGGAGCCGUCACCUCCGCUGCCGACGUUCUCCCAAGCCUUGCGGAGCGCUCGCAGCUGAUGACUCUGUGGUCAGAGUGCAGCGGCUCUGCGGGGCUUUUCCACACUACGCUGGACCGGGUUUUCAAACACAUGAACCAGCGCUACUCAGCAGUGCUGCAGGAAAGACACCCACACAGCACUGACGCAGUGAUUGGCAUGGUUGUGGGUGAGAUGGUGGACAGGAGUGACCUGGCUGCGGCGCACGGCCCUCCUGCUGCGGCGCUGUCCCGGGACGUCCUGACUGUGUUUCAGUUCCACAACUACAUCCUGCAGCGCGACGUUCAGGACAUGGAGACUCACCUGUUGCACCUGGCCAGAGAAGAGGGCUUUGCGAAGACCCUGUGCGGUGAUGAUUUCUCUCGGCAUCUGGCACAACUGGAGGAGGUGCCUUUGUCGACUCUCUGGCCUCAGAACGGCACCCUGAGGGCCCUGGCUUCCCUGCUGACGGCAGAAGACCCCCAGGUCAACAAGGCAGCAGCCGACUACCUCUCCUCUGGAGCGUCAGACAGACACUUCAGGACCAGGGCUGUAGAGUACUACACCCAGGCGCUGUCGGAGGCUGGAGUUCAGAGCCAGAGGGCGGCCUGCUCGGCUCUCAGCUGUCUGCAGGCAGUGGAGAGCCUGAAAGCGGUCGUAUCGCUGUGUGAUUCAGCUGAUGAGGAGCUGCGCCAUGUCGCCAUAGAGACGCUGCUCACAUUUGGCGAGGAGGGCCAGCUGGCGUACGAGCAGCUGGACACUGUGGUUGGGGAUAUGGUCCGUCUGGGCACGCGGAGAGGAAACGCCGUCACCACCGCCUUCUGAACCAUGGAGCCGCUUGAAACCUAACAAACUGCCGAGGAGCGCUGAGGGGACGACGUCGAGCUCUCCGAGCUGCUCUGCUUCUCCGUCUGACGGCAAGAAACCGAUUUAUGCUCGUAGCUGCCUCUCGAGAAGAACUAACACCAAACAGACGGUCGUAACACACAACCUACACCCCUCCUGGAUCCGGACUUGGACUCUUUUUACUUUAAUAUGAGCACUCCUCUUUUCUUAACUUGCUUUCUGAGCCAGGCAGGCCAAGUCUCAGGCUGAACUGGAAGCGAAGCUGGAACUUGACUGGACCCAAAGCUGCUGCUGCUGCUGCUGCACAGACUGUGGAUAUUCCUGCAAAGCAUCCUCUCCUUGGAAACAAGCACACACCAACCACAUCACUUACUAUUAAGGAAUCUGUUCAUAUCUACAGACCGACGUGUCGCUUAAAUUUUUUUUGUGAUUUUUAAGUAAUUAUUGCAGCAUGUUUUAGUUGCGUUGCUUUUUAGGUGCUUUCAGAAGACGGCACUAGAAAGCUUGUAAAUGCAGCAUCUUUUACACGGCUGGAAAAUACACCUGGUUGUGUUCGCAGUGUAAUUUGAUUCGUGUUUUCUGGUACGUUCCAUUUGAUUUUCAGGGAUUUUGCAUAGGCUGAAAGACAUGUUGGUGGAAGAUGGUGUUUUUUUUUGUUUUUUUUUAGCAGUAAGUGAAGUCAGAAAGCAGUUUACAGCCUCCUUUGUGAAGAGAUGAAGCAGGGGCCCUCUGUUCCACUCGCUCAGCAGUUUUAUGUCUGAGCCUUUUCACGCUUGCAGUUUAACAAGUGCAAUCUUUUGUUUUGUACAUAUGAUUGUUUUCUUUUUCUUUCGUUUUCGUGCACCUCGUCGAUACGAGGAGCCCGCUGGAUGACGUCGGCUUCGACCACCUGAGCCUUGAUGAGGUCGAGGCGGCAGAUUCCACAGAAGCUCCUUUUUGUAAAUGUUUUUUUUUUUUCCUGCCGGGUCAGGAGCCGCUGCAGGGUAUUAAAUCCGGCUCGGGAUUUCUAGAGAACGCACGUUUUAAUAUCUGAAAAAAAGGAGAAAAAAAAGAAGAGGAUAGGAACUGAGUGGUAUCGUAGCCUCGUUUUAGGCUAACUGCACAUUUACAUAUUAAAAGGCUUUGUUUUUCCACAUCUCUAAAACGCUGUGUGGGGAAAAAAAAUGACCGGAGGUAAGGAUCUACAGGUGCAUCUCAAUAAAUUUGAGAAUACUUUAAGGUUAAAUUAAAGUCAUGGAGUUCACAAAGCAAAAAAUUGUAUUUCAGCCAUUUAUUUUGGUUCAUUUUGAAAGUUCACCAGUUGACAAAAUUUAGCUCCUUACUUGUACGCGAUAAUUGUGAAAAUAUUUUAGGCAUCAGUGACACAAGGUCACUUUUUGAAUUAAAUCGAGACAAGCUUUUGAAUGAUAUUUUGAUUUAUUGAGCUGCACUUGAAAUGCCUGCUUGUAUCAUGCUACCUGUACUACUGAGUCGAGUGCUAACACAAGACAAACAUUCACAUAAAAACCUGUUUCCUAUUUAUUUACUCCUUGUAACUCUACUAUUCUUUCAGAGUUAAGCUGCAAGUAAUGCAGAAAAACCAUGUUCUGUGAAUAAUUUUCAUAUUUAUGUUGUAUUUUCAGGUCUAACGUGAACUGUUGACCUUGAUAGUUUUAUCAUGGUCUUGUAAACUGAUGGUUAAUUUUAAUUGGAGUUUAUUUUAAUAGAAAUAUAUUAGAUUAUCAUUUUUUGGAGGAGAUUUGAUAUGUUUUCUUCAUUGAAGUAUCAUAAAAAAGUUUGAGACUUCUAUAUAUUUAUAAAUGUUACUUUAUCAACUAGAGGAUGUACUGUAACCAAAGGAAAUUUAAUUAUAAUUUUGACCAUUUUUUAACAAAAAAAAAGAGCUAAUUCAAGAGAAUGUAUUUUCAAUAAAACAUUUGCAUUAAGGCCAGAACUCAGAUCUAAAAGGAAAAGCACAACUUAAAGAAUUAAACCCACAAUAGAUGGAUCUUGUUACAUUUAGAUGUAACUUCUGAAUCCAGUUCUAAGCCAUAUUAAAUAUUCUUAUACAUUGUAUUUUUUUUCCUGUAUUAUCUGUAAAUGUGUGAAGUUACUAAAAUAUUGUCAUUUGUUUUUCUAUACACUUUUUGCAAAGUAUGGUCCAAAUCUGAAGCAAUUUUCAUUUCAUUAUGUGCAUAACAGUACAGUAUUUUUAGCCUAGCAUCUAAAUUAACCUUCUGUAUAUAGCAUUCUCCCUUUUAUGAACUUGCAGUUGACCAGUGUUUAUAAUUAGUGGGCCAUGUGAAUACCAAGCACUGUCGAGUACAAGCAGGCAAGUGUGCACAUGUGGAGUCAUUUACAGUUUUAACACUUUGCUGAAAUUGAAAUUAAUCUGUGGUCCAUAGCUUCAGCACUGAUCCAUCUACUACUCAUCUGUUAGCAGUAUUUGUGCUCCAAUAUUGCAAUAAAGUAUAUUUUUGCAUAUUUAAAA